AUGCAAGACUCCAGGCGGAGCACGCGGGUGCGAAGUGAAGUGGAGGUUUUGGAGCAGACGGGUCACGGACUCACGGUACAAAGUCUCGACUCUCGGAGACUGCCUGGCUGCGGCUACGCAAAUGAAGAACAGGAGAAGAUGGUGGGAUUUGGCGAUUUGGGGAGUGAAAUGGAAUGGAAUGGAGCUGUCUACCUGUCUAGGCCUGGGUGGGAAGGAGAAAAAUGGUUGGGAUGGGCCUUGGAUGCUGGAGCCGGUUGUUGUGAAUACGGUUGGGUGCAGGGAGUUAAUGGGAAGGAUGUUCAAAUUCAACUUAUUGCUUUCAUGGAAAGAAAUACUGGGAAGUUUAUGAAAGAGCUUUGGUCGCUACUUCUAAGUGCACAGAAAAAUGUGGGUGGUGUUCCACCGCAACUUCUGGAUGCCAAAGAGGAGGAAACUAAGAAAAAGGCUGAGACUGAUCGUAUCACAAAUGAAAUUCAAAGGAAGAAAGAGAAGGAGAAGCAGGAUCUCGAGCAAGAGAUAGAUAAAAUGGAUGGUGAUGGUGACAUCUUAAGAUACAAGAAUGCUGGCUCAGAGCUAAAUUCGAAGCAUGAUCCUAGGUCUUCCAGCCCCCAAUCGGCAGUUGGGAAAGAGCGUCAUGAGAGAAACGGCCAGAGAGGACUAAGCAGACUCACUGGUGUAAUACCAUUGCGGAUAUUCAACAUAUCGUCAAUGGAAAUUCUUGCUUUUACAGGGAAUAACCUAACUGAAUUGGAUUUUAGGAACAAUCCUUUGAAUGGCAUUCUUCCAGUUUCCGUUGGAAAUCUUUCUACUUCUCUUCAAUAUCUUUAUGGUUAUAAUUGUGAUCUCAGAGGUAGUAUUCCAAAUGAAAUUGGAAAUCUAACCAGUUUGAUAAAGUUAAGUCUGGUUGGCAAUGAGUUGACGGAAUCAAUUCCAGCAACCGUGGUGACUUUGCAAAAGCUUCAAGGAUUAUAUCUUCAACGCAUUAAAAUAAGUGACUCUACCCCGGACUCUCUCUGUGAACAUCACAAUUUAAAUGCAUUGUCAUUGUCACAAAAUAAUAACAGGCGCUAUUCCAGAGUGCAUAGGGAAUAUUACUACACUAAGGCAUCUAUAUAUCGAUACCAACAUAUUGACUCCCACCAUACCUGCAAGCCUGUGGCUUCAGAAAGAUCUUCUGGGGUUGAAUCUAUCUACAAAUAUUUUGCGUGGCUCUCUAGCUCAAGAAAUUGGGAACCUGAAGGUUGCAACUUUUAUUGA
Fraxinus pennsylvanica is the source of this 1257-nucleotide messenger RNA. Lineage: Eukaryota; Viridiplantae; Streptophyta; Magnoliopsida; Lamiales; Oleaceae. The record is from the annotation of a GenBank genome assembly.